This is a messenger RNA of Electrophorus electricus (electric eel), 4464 nucleotides long. RefSeq names its product forkhead box O4 (gene foxo4). NCBI's taxonomy places the organism in Eukaryota, Metazoa, Chordata, Actinopteri, Gymnotiformes, Gymnotidae. Gene Ontology annotation, molecular function: RNA polymerase II cis-regulatory region sequence-specific DNA binding; DNA-binding transcription factor activity, RNA polymerase II-specific. Gene Ontology annotation, cellular component: nucleus. The record is from RefSeq and is a predicted model, not a curated record. Gene Ontology annotation, biological process: regulation of transcription by RNA polymerase II.
ACAUGGCUGACUGCAUUUCCCGGCAACCCCCUUCACGCAAGCGCAGUACUCGUUGGCUGGCAGUGGUAAACAGACGUCAGAAGGGAGUCUUCGCCUCGAGUCAAAACAAAACAAAACAAGAUAGAUACGAUGAAUGACUCUUUCAUUUUCAGCAUUAACUAUACAGUGGGAAGGAUUGAACAAUAACUACGAUGGGAAACCGGAUUCCUUGAGGAAAGCUGCUUUCUUUCACUUCUGCGGAGGGAUUUUAACUCAUAAAUUACUGGAGGAGUUGGCUAACUAGGUGGCCGUCUACUUUCUCCCCACGUUAAAACUAUGAUUGCGAGUUUUGUCGGGGUAGUCGAGUUGCCGACGGCUGAAUUCAAGAUGUGGGACUGAACGCUUUUACUUUCGAAAGUGUACGACGAACCUGAUUUCUGCUGGAAAUACGAAGUCUUGGAGGGACUUGUUCGGCGUAGUCGUGCCCGCGCGAGCAUCGUGUGUAGUAACGUCUGGAGAAACAUGGCAGAUGGUGACACGCGCCUGCACAUACGGCGUGUGGAAGCGUGCAAACUUCAACUUCAACUUCAGCUUCAACUACAAUAAUACGGACUGAGAGAUAUUUUUCGUCUGGGAUCAGACCUAUGAAUCGCCAGUGACCGUCGGGACUGUGACAUCUGUUAUAUAUUCGCUUUUUAAAGGCUAUGCUAUUAGUUGCUUAGCAAGGCGCGCACAACAUAUACACACAGGCGCAUGGUUAGUUAUUUUAUUCGCUUUUUGGCGAGUACCAACGUGAAAGCAUCGGCAUAAAGGCUCAGUUCUGACAUUUCUAUUGAUAUUUCAAAUAAUACCUUAAAUUGAUAUUUUAAUUAAAGAUUGGACUUCAGAGUAGACUGACAAACGGUCGGUUGGUUUUGAUGCACACCCUAAUAGUUCGCAAACAAAUAGUUUACAUUUACUUGGAAAAACUUUUUAAAGGCCAAUAGACAGUGUUUUGUAUUAAACAGCGGGCUUUUGCAUCCUUAGAUUAUUGAAAACAGUAGAUUAUUUCAAGGGUUGUUAUAAAACUUGUCUUUUAUCACUAUAUAUUGAACAUCUUUCAGGUAAAUGCCCUUUUCUAUAGAUUAAGAAUUGAACAUAUUGCUAUAUCAAGUAGUCUAUUCGCUGCUACAAAUGACAAGUGUGGAAGGUAAUCCUUUGAGUUAUUGCCGUGUGUGCAAGUGGGAAUUUAUUAUAUAGUGUGGCUAAUUAAUUAUUGCUUCCACAUAUAUUUUUUCUUCAUUAUAUGAGUUUAACAUUUUAUUUCCCUGGUAUAAGCUCUGCUGAUGGUUGAGUCUUGUACAGUUAUAGUUCAGAUCACCCUGACACUCAUGUCUUGGUGAAGGGAUGACUUAGUCUCAUUUUUUAUAUAACACUUUCUGAUAGCAAUCCAGAUGUUUCUGUGUAUUCUAGUAGUUUUAUGGUUUAGAAUACUAUAUGAUUUUCCUUUGUUCUUUUAUGUAAACAGAGACCCAUUUCUUUCCUCUUUCCCUCUGUGGAAAUUGAAGGUUUAUGAUAGUUUCUAUUAAGGAGAUUAUUUGGCCCUUUUAAUCUCCAAUCUGAGGAUUAACUGACGCUAUAUUGGUGUGUCCAGAUUAUGUCCCUGCGCCAUCAACCACUCUCCUAGUGGUUGGGGAACAAAAAAAGGCUGUUUGAAAUUUUUCAUAACUAGUCUAGCAACAAGUAUCUAAAUUACUGGUAUAAUUUAGAGAUCACUGCUGCAUCUCUGUCACAAACCCAAACUUUAAAUGAACAAUCUAGCUAGAAUAGGCUUGUUAAGUGAAUGAUAAACUAAUAUCUUUUGAUCUAUAGAUCUGUUGUAAUAUUUUACUUAAAAAUAGCACCACGUGCUUAGCAGUUAACCAGUAUUGUCAGGCUCUCCCUUGAAAUUCUCCUGAAUACACAUAACAAUGGAGGCAGACAGCGUACCCCCGAUUGACCCAGAUUUUGAGCCACAGAGCAGACCGAGGUCAUGCACAUGGCCCUUGCCUAGACCCGACAUCUCAGCUGUCAAAGCAGAGGGGACAGACGGCACUGAGUCUGCUGCUGGAACCCCACCUGCUGAUGAAGAUAAACAGGAGCCCCAACAAAUCACAUCUGAACCCGAAAAGGUUGCUGUCUCGGAGGGAGGAGUGGUAGCUGGAGUGGGUGGGGCCACGCCAAGAAAGGGCUCAUCUCGACGCAAUGCUUGGGGGAAUCAAUCCUACGCUGAUCUGAUAAGCCAGGCGAUUGAGAACUCACCAGAGAAACGACUCACUCUGGCACAGAUCUAUGACUGGAUGGUUAAAACUGUGCCGUAUUUUAAGGAUAAAGGAGACAGCAACAGUUCUGCUGGAUGGAAGAACUCAAUUCGUCACAAUUUGUCCCUCCACAACAAGUUUUUGAGAGUGCACAAUGAAUCUACAGGAAAGAGCUCUUGGUGGAUGCUUAAUCCUGAAGGGGGGAAAACUGGGAAAGCCCCUCGUCGCCGUGCUGCCUCCAUGGACAAUAGCACUAAAUUGCUGAAAAGCCGUAUGCGGGCAAAGCAGACCAAAAAGCAGGCAGGAGCUGGUGGUGCCAUACAGGCUGAGGGCGCCUCUGGUGCAGGGGGUGCCGACAGUCCUGGUCCUCCAUCUCAGUUUGGAAAGUGGGGGGUGAACAAUAGUAGUCCAUCAUCCCGAGGAAGCUUGGAUGACCAAGACAUGUGGACAAGCUUCAGGCCACGUACCAGCUCCAACGCCAGCACUCUGAGUGGAAGGCUUUCACCAAUUGCCCCAGGACAAGAAGAUGAAGAUGACUUGCCUGAGGAUGGUCGUCUGAGUGGCUAUCCCCCUGGCAGUCUUCCACCUACACUUACCGAGACCCUCAUGGAAGAACUGGACCUAAUUGACGGACUUACCUUAAUGACAGCGCAGCAAGGUGGUGCAAGCCCAAGCACAGCCCCACAAGCUCCACCUACACCACUUCCCUCUGCAUCUACCUUGCUGCCUCGUGGGUCUAACUUUCCCUCUUAUCGUCAGAUACAGCCAGUAAAGGGACCUCAGGGACCAACCCAGCCAGGGUCACAGAAUUCAGUUCAGCAGGGAGGAAGCGCCAACACAAGCCCAUCAAACUUUGGAAAUUCACUGUUUAACCCACUGCCAGGGUCUGGAUCUCGAAGUGGCUUCACUACUCAUGUGCCCUCCAGUCUUGAGGCGUUACUCACUUCGGACUCGCCCCCACCAAAUGAUGUCAUGAUGACUCAGGUGGAUCCUCUGAUGCCCAGUCAGGGAAGUGCUAAUCUGUUGGGUCUUGGGGGCCCCAUAUCUAGCAGCCAAGGCAAGCCUGGUCAAAUGAUGUUGGGCAAAAGUAUGGAACCCAGCCCAGUAGGGCAAAUGGCCCUUCAGCCUCAAUCCCAGUUACAGCCACAGCAGCAGCACUCUCAAAUGGGCUUUGGCAUGCUGCUAUCAGGCAUGGGCCAGGAACCACCACAGCUAACAGCCAUGAAGACUCCGCAUCAGUUGCCAGGUGAAGGGCUACUUCAGCAUGGAUCUGUUCCUUCAGAAAGUGGGAAUGGCGGUCUUCAGGGAAUAAGCCAGUUUGGUACACCAGCUUGCUUUUUGCCCUCUCAGGACCGUCUCCCCACAGACUUGGAUAUUGACAUGUUCACAGAGAACUUAGACUGUGAUGUUGAUUACAUCAUCAACAGUGAUCUUAUGGAUGGAGAUGCAAUUGACUUCAACUUUGAUCCUAUUGUACCAGCUGCGCAAAGUUAUCCUGGGCCAUCAACCCCGCAGAGCUCGUCUCACAACUGGGUGCCCAGCUAACUCUGUUAAAGAUAGGAGUAGGUAAGGAAAGCCCUUCAUCCCUAACAAAGUAACAAAAUGAUGGAAACCCAUGUGGUGCAUUAGCUAAAAUGUUACCCCUUCAGGGAAAAUUUUGCCCCCACAUUUGCCAUUGUACCUCAAAUGCAUUAAUUAUUUUGGUUUAAGAAACAAACCGACUUGGUUUUUUGGGGUGUGGGAAUGGGGGAAGAGGGAGUGUUUUAUUCAAGUGCCAAUAUAGAUGAGGACAUGGGCUAUUGGACACAUAGAUUCCCAAAUGUCUUGAAUUUUUUUUUUUUCACACAAUAUUUGCAAGGGUUUUUCAGAGUUGCUGUUUUUUGGAUGACAGAGUUGUUGAAGAGGCAAAAUAAGACAGUAGUGAAGAAGCACAACUAAUAAACUAUUAAUCAUGUUUAUUACAGUACUGCCUUCUACUAAUACCAAAAUAGCACAGGACUGAGAUGGUACUCCUCUUCCUUGAGCUAAAGGCAAAACUAACUUGGCCAGGGGGAAUCAAACUUUGCAGGUGAAAAAGAAUGGAGUAUCAAAAUCAAAUAAUGCUGCAUUGAUCACGUCAGUGGAUUGGUGGAUCGGGUGCAUGACCCAGCUCACUUGUCUACUGUGACCACCUCCUGAAGGCAGCAUUACAUCACAGAAACACUGU